AUUGGGAGUGGCUAACGGGUAAUGUUCGAAACAUUAUGUCACUGUUUGGUCAAGUGGCUGAUUCUCCUCCCACCAAAGUUCGUCAUGCGGCAAUGGCUCUGCCACCAGCGUGUUCAGAGCGACGACCCACUGAUUCGAGACGUGAGGCAGCCGGCCGACUUGGGCGACCCGCAAUUACACAACGACCCACCGUGCAUCCCGACAAUCUAGCUAGCUGUGCAAAAGAACGCGUUCCGCAUCGAGACAAAACUCCGACUGACCAUGUGAGGCUAGAACACUCCAACGGAACAAGCAGCAUGAACCAGGGGCAGGAGAGUGCUCCCGUGUUCACGGAGAGAUGGACACAAACCAGCAAUACGACGCCAAGGACCGCACACGCGCGCGCCCCUCCCCCCCCCAAUUGGGAGGACAGCGGAUGA
Molecule: messenger RNA, 419 nt
Organism: Acaulospora colombiana
Lineage: Eukaryota; Fungi; Glomeromycota; Glomeromycetes; Diversisporales; Acaulosporaceae
Source: the annotation of a GenBank genome assembly